Messenger RNA from Cordyceps militaris CM01, 561 nucleotides. RefSeq names its product AIG2-like protein. The record is from RefSeq and is a predicted model, not a curated record. The transcript has a single exon. NCBI's taxonomy places the organism in Eukaryota, Fungi, Ascomycota, Sordariomycetes, Hypocreales, Cordycipitaceae. The coding region runs from base 1 to 561 and encodes 186 amino acids.
AUGCAGCAGCGCCGCUGUGAGGUGGAAAAGGGCACAGAAAAGGAUUCAAGCCGCACAUGCAGCGCCAGCGUCGGUGCUCCACGCCCGCUUUUCGUCUACGGCACUCUUCGGGCCAAACCGCUGUUAGCAUGGGCUGUAUUGGGCGACUCCUCACGAGUCGAUGAUCUCGAUGACAUGAUUCGACCUGCCCAGGUCAGCAAAUACACUCGAGUAGCCGUCAAGCAUAGCGACUAUCCUGCAGUUAUCAGAAGUGCCGAGGAAGGGGACUGCGUUGAUGGGUAUCUGCUGCAACUAGACACGAGGUCCCAAAGGAAGAAGCUGGACGACUUCGAGGGCGAAACGUAUGCAGUGGAAAGUACGAUUGUCAGCCUUCUUGGCAGUGAUGGCCACCCGACGGGAGAAACUGUGCAAGGCGACAUAUAUGUUUGGGUUGGGGAUAAAGACAUGCUGACUACAGAGCCAUGGGAGCUUGACAAGUUUAUUAAAGAGAGACUUGAGGACUGGCUUGACCUCUUUGACGGAAUGGAGAUGGUUGGUGAAGACUAUAGGGAUGGGGAAUAA